This is a messenger RNA of Dibothriocephalus latus, 2101 nucleotides long. The record is from the annotation of a GenBank genome assembly. Lineage: Eukaryota; Metazoa; Platyhelminthes; Cestoda; Diphyllobothriidea; Diphyllobothriidae.
CUUUCCCGAGGCUGCUGCCACUAUCACCCAGCGCCUGCUGGCAGCCUCCAAGAAGGCCGGACAGGAGGGCUUCAGUCCUUUCCUUGUGUUGCGUUAUAUAUGCGCUGUGGUGCAUAUCCUCUGUCAGCUCCAACUCCUUUCUGCUACCCGUCUCAAUUGGUAUGAGGCACCCACCUCGAAAAAGAAGAGCAGUGGUACGGAGACAAUGAAGCUGCAUCUUUCCUGUGUGCGCCAAUUGCGUCUGAACUUCCUCCGCUGGUUCAAGUCAUUCCUGCCCCACCUGAUCUCCACCUGCGCGCCUCAUUUUCCACCCACUUCUCCACGUGAUGCCUUCGCUGGUCUGGUGCACCUACUGCGUCGGGCCCUCUUCCUUGAGGCCGCGGCGCCCCUUGACCAGGCUGCUGCUGCUGCUUCUAAGUUGGCUCAUCAAGUGCUGUUGUGUGGCCUCGAAUCACAUCGUGGUCUUCUUAGUGCUGCUGAUGCCGCUGCGGUUGUCUGCGAACUUAUUUGGCGUGCGACCGCCCUCUCGAUGGACAGCUCAUUCGAACCGGCAAACUUUAACAAACCGGAACAAUUGAUCGACCUUCUGUACGCAUGUUGCGCAUACUGCACCGGCCAGGGUGUGCCAAGGUACCAAUGUUCAAAAAUUUUCUUUGAGCGUCUGCUGGUCUGUGUUUGCAAUGAGCUAUCCGAGUUGGCCCAUAGUGGAACGUACUGGAAGGUAUCACUCGCUCUGGUAGCGCUAGCUGCCAAUUUACCGAAGACUUGUGGCCAGGGUUUGCCCCAGUCAUGGCUGCUUAACCUAGUGGAAUCUGUCGGUUGCAGUAUGGACGCCCUGCCUCUACAGUGUCUUUCCGAGUACCUCCUUUACGACACUGCGACCCGUAUUCAGUGUGCUGACGAAAAAGCUUUCGCCAAUUUUGAUGCGGGGGCAUCCUCACCACCACAGCCACUUCUUUGUCUUCCACGUCAGAGGACUACCUCCCAGGGCUCUCAACCCAUGGAUACGUGUUCAGACUCAGUUUCAGAAAAACUGGAAGAAAAAGUGCGUUCUCUCUCCUCGGCUGAGCGCUGGCGCCUACAGUGUCACAUUGUUGAUCGCCUACGUGUCCGGGCUCGCUGUCCACCGGCGACUCCAGUUCCGCGCCCCUCCGAUCUGAUCGCCGGUGCAGUCACCGGCGGUAUCGGAAUGAGCGUUAGCACAGCAGGUGUCACCUCAACUACCGGUUUCAGUCCCAGUCUAGGCCCAUCCGAUGACAAUAUUGCUGAAGCUGUCCUCCAGUCGUUUGCUUACCGCCUCAAAGAUGCCUCCUCAGUCAUUCGCCGCGCUGCCUGGCAUUGUCUGGCUUUGCUCACCGUCGAAGACUCCUCAGCCAUACAACUGGGUCAAGAACCGGUUCACCCAAACAAGGCCUCCAGUUGCUGUCUGAACACUGUUGAAGGACGUCUGACCACCCUACAAGAGCUGCUUGGCUUGGUAGGACUCUCGGUGCCACUGGAUAACCCGACGUUGACAACUUCGACUGAAAUGGAUCCGUGCGCAGUCAAUACUGCCAGUCACCGCAUUGUAGAAUUUCGGUGUCUCAUCCUAGACUCUUUGUUAGCGGCUAUUCUAGUCGAAUCAGAGUUGCUUCCUCUCACAACCUACAUCCUCUUCGUCGGCCAGCUUACCGAAUAUCCAGAUUUCACCGCGUGGCGCCCAGUGAUGACGUGUUUCGGUCAGCUGCUUCUUACUCGCCGCUCCCUGGUGCACAACCUUCUCACCAGCUCCGCACCCCUUGAAAUUGAACCCUACUCAAGCAUCGCUAAGGCAGCGGCUGCUGCUACAGAUGAAGGCGUCAGCGGUCAGGCCAUGCAAAUACUGCGUUCCUCGGGAUUCAUCAUCCUCGAGGUCAUUGCCAGCAUCUUCGUGCGGGACAUUGACUACUAUUGCACAUCUGCUGAAGCUAUCCCCGUCGAUGAGAAGAAUAGUGUCUUUGUCGCCUGGUCGGCGGAACGUGAGUGUCCAAUGGAAUUAGAGACUUUGGAGUCGCACUUGGUAUUGUUGAGCUGUGUGCCCCGUAGCCUCUCGCUGCUCACACACUCCUGGCCCGCACCAACU